Molecule: messenger RNA, 1816 nt
Organism: Copidosoma floridanum
Lineage: Eukaryota; Metazoa; Arthropoda; Insecta; Hymenoptera; Encyrtidae
Gene: Dph1
Product: diphthamide biosynthesis 1
Biological process (GO): protein histidyl modification to diphthamide
Molecular function (GO): 2-(3-amino-3-carboxypropyl)histidine synthase activity
Source: RefSeq, a predicted model, not a curated record
UCUGAGUGAGACAACAGCUUCAAUUUCGGUUCAUCGUAAAGGUGAUAAAAAUGAUGAUCAAAAAUUGAAAUAUGAAGCACACGGUCUUAUGGUGUAAUGGUUAGCACUCUGGACUUUGAAUCCAGCGAUCCGAGUUCAAAUCUCGGUAAGACCUACUUAUACUUUUAAUAUUUUUUGUCGUGUACCCAUGUAUUUUUGACAAUGAAUGAGGGUAAAGAUAACAAAAUCGUCAGUAGUGUUGACGGGUGUGCAGAGAUGGAGAAAGAGAAAAGUAUGCCUAAUACUGUUGCAUGUUGCAUGCAAAAAACAGCUAAUGAUGGAGGUUCCAGUGCUUGUUGCUCUGAAAUGAUAAAUGAUAAAAACGAAGCAACGACCAGUAGUAGUGAUCAACAAAUGACAGAUUAUGAUCGGACAGUGACUGCUUGUAGUACCAAAGUCAGUGCUAUAAGUCUGAGUAGUUCUGAAGCUGUGGCUGAGUGUAGUAAGCCUGUGGAAAAAAAAGAUGAAGAACAAGCGGUAGUUGUAAAGGCAAAGCCCAUUAGAAAAAUUGUCAAGGGUCCAGUUAGGCUUAAUAAAAUACCACAGGAAAUAUUGGAUGAUCCUAAUAUUAAUGAAGCCAUCAAGUGCCUUCCAGAAAAUUAUAACUUUGAGAUUCAUAAAACUAUCUGGAGAAUAAGGGAGAGUAAAGCAAAAAGAGUCGCUCUGCAGAUGCCAGAUGGAUUAACAAUGUUUGCUUGUAGAAUAAGUGAUAUAAUUGAGGAAUUUACCGAUGCUGAUACUGUCAUAAUGGCUGACGUUACUUAUGGUGCCUGCUGUGUAGAUGAUUUCACGGCAAAAAGAUUGGGCGCUGAUUUUUUAAUACACUAUGGCCACUCUUGCUUAAUUCCAAUUGAUAAAACCAGUGGAAUCAAAAUGUUAUACGUUUUUGUAGAUAUUAAAUUUGAUACGGUCCAUUGUAUUGAAACGAUAAAAUUCAAUUUUCCAAAUACGACAAAAAUAUCUCUCAUUGGUACCAUUCAGUUUGCCAGUUCACUGCAAGCUAUAGCUACAGAGCUGAGAAAAUUUGAUUACAACAUUACAAUACCUCAAAUCAAGCCGCUUAGUCCUGGAGAGGUCUUGGGCUGCACAGCACCAAGAAUCAAAGAUGUAGAUGUACUGGUAUAUAUUGGAGAUGGAAGAUUUCAUUUAGAAGCGGCCAUGAUAGCUAAUCCCAACUUGCCUGCUUACCGUUACGAUCCUUACGAGGGUAAAAUCACGAUAGAAACUUAUGACCACGAAGAGAUGAAGAAAAACAGAAAAGAUGCAAUGGAUAGGGCAAGGAACGCUAAAAUGUUUGGAAUUCUGUUUGGCACUCUCGGAAGACAAGGUAGUCCAACUGUUCUGGACACAAUAACCAACCGAUUGCAGGCUUUGAAUAAAAAUUACAUGGUUAUACUGACUCCUGAAAUCAUACCUGAGAAUUUAAGAGACUUAAAAGACAUAGAUGCUUUUAUACAAAUUGCAUGUCCAAGGCUCAGUAUAGAUUGGGGAACCGACAUGUUUGAGCAGCCACUCCUCACACCUUACGAGGCAGCAGUGGUCCUCAAAAUGAUCGAGAUGGACGAAAAACAACCUUAUCCCAUGGAUUAUUACUCAAAUACGAGUUUAGGUCCAUGGACUCCGAAUUUCAAGCCGAGUGACUUGGCUAAGCCUAACGAAUCCUGCUGUGGUAAAUGCAAGGACGAAACAAAUACCGACAAACCGUGCAAAUGAUCCAAUCGGUCGAUUUAUUAUAGGCUUAUCUCAAUCAAAAUAAGAUAUUCGAUGACGGUAUGAA